AUGUCUUGUCAAGGCCGUUGGCAUCAACUCUAUAUGGUUUACAAAGUGUACAAACAGUGCCUUUAUUUGAGAUUUGAGCCUAGUUUAGGAACAAAUGAAUCCGUGCUGGGGCUUGUUGAGGCAUUGAAGCUAUGGGUGGUCUCAAUGCUUGAAAUUAAAGAUGCACAUCUUAUAUGCAAGGAUUUUGCCAAAUGCAUCUUAUUUAGAGCACGGCAAAUAUCCAGCAUCAACCUUGUUUCCAAACAAAAUCGAGACCAACCAGCAAAUUUCGCUGGCCACGACGAUGAGGAUGAUUUUGACACACAGUUUGAAAGAGACUUGCUCAAUUUGCCUGAAAUACAGAAUUCCCCGUCUUUUACACAAGAGCCCCACCUUGAGCGCUCAACGAUAAAAAAAAAUUCCGCAGGCAAAGAACUAAAACCAGAUUGCGAUGAAAAGACCGCUCUGAUAAAAGAGUUAGGCCACUCCCCGGAUACCGCUGGUGUCAAAGCUUUCGAUGCGUUUCAGAUAAAGUUUUUGGCCAUCAUUUUGGAUUCUUUCGGCAACUUGGUGUCGUCGCUUCCAAAUAGCGUUACAGAAACCACGGCAAAAAUGUUUGAUAGCCUACAGUCCUCUGUAUCAAGGGAAGGAAGCUUUUUGGUGUGUGCGAAAGCCUUUGGCGUCUAUUUCCCCUCCCCAUCCAAUGCAAUCCCGAAAUCGGAGUGGAAUUUAAUUUGUCGCAAAUGGGCAUCUCUCGUUUUUCAAUUAAGUCGCCAAAAUGUGGGUCUUUUGAGCUUCAUAUGUACGGAACUGUUUUUCAAAAGAGGCCUUUUGUGUCACCAAAAUGCAACAACAUUAAACAUAGAGGGCGCCCUUUUCCUUUUUGACAUCAUGUCUCUCUCUCUUGGGCUGCACACAAGAAACUAUACCAUCACCAUGCUUUUGCAUGUAAAAAGCGAUUCUUCGCCCAUAAUUUCGAUUGCCAAUAUGCUGUCCUGCUGUGUUAUCCGCUCCAUUUGCCGAUCCACAGAUCCCUCCAUUCUUAAAAGCAAACCAAUCAAUCUUUUUAACCACUUUUUACUUACCAAGCCGCUUCUUUUAUUAUGGACGCGAGUUAUUUUGGUGUUUCCCCCUCUUUUUUGGAGCUCCGAGGCAUUUUGGCUAAUUUACUCGAUUGGAAAUACGUUUUCCAUCGAUGGUCUUAAAUCGCUUCGGCAUGUUGACCACCUUUCAACUCUUCGGCCUUUUGAGUUUUUCGGUUCGCAUAAAAUAACCGAACACGUGGCCCUUCCGACACAAUCUUUGGGCCAACCAACCGAGUUUACGCAAAAGGUAGCUUUUUUGCAUCACGUUAUAGGAAAUUACCAAAUCUGUUCUUAUUUUUUUAAGAACCACAAUCAUAUCACUUUCAAGAGCUCACAUGCAAAACGAUCUAUAUGCAAUCGCUGUCGAUGCCUUGAAGCAUUUUACGUUGUUGGUAAAGCAGCAGCAUAG
Molecule: messenger RNA, 1473 nt
Organism: Mitosporidium daphniae
Lineage: Eukaryota; Fungi; Microsporidia
Exons: 4
Coding region: 1-1473 (490 amino acids)
Source: RefSeq, a predicted model, not a curated record